UCAGUGACGGAAGUUAAGUAUAUUGUCAUGCUGGCCAAGCAGGGAGAUUGAUAGAUAAACAAGCCCGGCUAGUUAUUAUAGGCUUAUUAUAGCUAGAAAAUAAAGGGAUUUAUUUCAGUAAGAAACACUACAACGCAGGAACAUUUUACUGCUGUAUGGAAAACGCAACAACGCAGCCAGAGUGGUGGGAGUAGCACCUUUUUGUGAAUAUGAACCAAGAAUGGUAGCCUACAUACAAAUGAAUAUUCUUGGCAUCUCUGUCUUUUCUCUCAUGCUGCUACCUCUGGUGUUGUCUUGUGACAGCAACAGGACUAUGAGAGAGAUCGCUGAGGACUACGAGACUGUCAUCUACCCGCUUCUUCAGAACCUUGAGAACAACAUCACGGAAUCAUUAAAAGUGGUUAAUAAAACCUGCACGGAGAAGGAAAUCGCUGAAUGUGAGAAGGAUAAAGAGAGACAGUUCAUCCACAACAUGCUGUGUAGCCAUACCAGACUCAUCAGGCUCUAUAAGCUAGAGAGGCUCAAGAGAGACAUCCUGUGCUCACUGGGCCGCCACUGUCCUAGAAAACAGAGGAGUUCACAAGGACAGAAUAUAAAGAAGGUAGGAGGAGAAAGGGAGGAGGAAAACAAGAAAACUGAGGAGAACAGAGGGACCACGGAGGAAGGAGGGGAGAGGGUGGACAGUGGGAAACAGCAGAGACGAGAUAAAGGGGAGGGAAGGAGGAGCACAGAGGCGAUGGAGCGGAGGAGGAGACGGUGUGGACAGAAGGUGUUUGUGGACAGCUUGAACGGGUGCUACAUGUCCCUGGCUGAAAGAUAUGGAGGCCUGACAUGAGAGGAGAGACGUGGCCCGGAGCUUACCGCACCAAGAACCAACAAACUUACUGUAAAGUGUAUAGUUACUGUAAAGAAAACAAUGAUACCAUACGUCCUGUAAAGUAGUAUCGUCUUGCCAGACACUUACUUAGAAUAAAAGUGUCUGCUAAAUAUUCAUCCUAUUAUAAUAGACAAAGGCGAAAAUCUCUGUGGUAUCUAACAAAGUGUGGGGUGUUCUGUUGCGAUGAUGAAACUAGUGUCGUAAUGAUAAGUCUGUGGCACAGUGCAAUUAUGCUAAAGCAAACAAAGAUGAUUGAUUGCUUGUGUACAAAUGAAGUGCACUUUUGAGUAGAGAGACUUGUAGCUCAUGAUGUCCCUCUUUCUGCUGCAGUGAGUGGUAUUGGGCAGUGAGCCUGGCCUCAGGUGUGUGACAGCGUUGCUUUAUUAUUAUAGGAUGGCAGUUUGAAAGCCUAUUACGCCAAGGAUGUUUGCUUUCAAGUCGGUGUCUUAACUGAAAUCCACAUAGGGCUACUAAAAACCUUCCCCGAAAGCUUCCUGGGAAAUUCAACCAACGCCUUUCGCACAAGCCCUUAUUUGAUGAAUGAAACUCAUCUUGACCUGAUUUCAAGCUUUGUAGAGUAGUUUUCCAAGCAUAAGGCACCAUGAUAUAAAAUGUUGUCUUAUUGUAACUGUAGCAUUGGUUUUAGUACUAUUUAUUUAUAUUCUGAAAUCAUAUUGACUCCAGUGUUAACUGUACCCCUGUAAUCCUUUUAUUGUGUAGCACUUAAAUUAUCCCCUGCAUGUGUCAGAGCAAAAUAAGAAGUGUUGAUGUGAUCCUUAGGCCACUAUAACUCUACAUUAAUAGAGUUUAAACUGCCAUUGUGGUUUUGCCUGGGUGCCAGUCUGUUUCUGCUGUUGCCAUAUAACACUUUCAAAGCCUGGGGAAGAAGGAGAAUAUGUGCAUUAAUUACUCUGAUCCUUAUAAUGUGACAAAGUGGUAGUUGUACAUGCUAGCAUGAUUAAUUAUGCAUUUAUAUUGUAACAUUUUACUUUGUUUAGUGUUUUGUUGCUCAAGUAUUUGAUGAAUAGUGUCUUAUGUUGCAUUCAUAACCAAGUGGGAAGGUGGUAAUUACCUGUUGUGAAGUCGUAUUGAGUUGGAUGCAUUCACAUGCUUUGAACUCGUUGAGAAAGCUGCGUCAAACCAGAAACUGAAAGUAUAGCUAUCAUGCUUAAACGAAUGAUAGUCUUCAAAAACAAUAAGAAUAGAUUGCUUUUCAUAAAUAAUGUUUCUUGUUGCAUUUAACUGUUGAAAAUGCCGUUAGAGGUCAUUUCCUUAACAGGUGAAUUCAGCAUGUGGGAGAAGUGGGAGCUCAGGGAUCAUAGACGAGUUUCCCAGUAGUAAUUGCGAGUUGGAAGGUCAUUCCAAGGGAUUUUUCCCAGUCGCAUAGUCCUAUAUACGAAUUUAUGAGGUCUUAUAUAAAGAGCUUCAAAAUAAAAAACAAAACAACCAAUACAUAUUAGUAGCUUAGCUAUAGUAAAGGUCAACUAAUAGAGGUCAAGUCUUUGAGUGCAUGUAUCCUCCAAAGAUGGAGAAGGGCAGUUCAUGGCUUGAUCAGGUGGUCAGGGAAUUGGUUGACGAAGAGUCUGGUGACAAUCAUGUAGAGGGCUACUCUGGGAAACAGCCUAAGUCAUGUAGCUACUGGACUUCUCCCUCACACUGUAUGGCACCCACUUGGGUGAACCCCCAGCAGGUCUAGGCAUCAGUCAUCCUCAUUAUGAGCUCUUUGCCUCAGCACUCCAAUUCCUCUCAAGUAUGAGGUGACUCUUCAAUUGAUGUUUUCAAACUCCAAAGAUCAGGAACCAGCAGCUAGGUGAAACAAAGAAGCUGGUACAAUGUCUAGAUGCAUCAUUCAAACAAAAACAAUGUGCCAGCUAACUAGCUAGCCAAGCCAAAAAGAGUGGACCUGCCAGUCCAUCUUCAAAUCUGUGGGUUAAAACCCCCAUGGAUAUUCAAUAAAACUCUAUGUUAUAAAAAAAACAGCUGAUAAAAAAUAUAUAUUUAAAACACUUACAAAUGAUGAAAUAUGUUCAUAUUUACAGGAUCUCUCUGCUUAGGUUGCUACUGGGGCGCUAUGGAAACUAUAGAACUAAUAAUAAGCCCAUUUGGGCUGGCCACCAAAUGUUGUAUGACAUGGAAAACAAAAAGAGAACAAACAGAUAUCAGGCUGAUUGUGUUAUUCAUGUACUGUAUGCUAUGUAUUAUACUCUACCAAGGACUGCAAAUAUAUUUUUAUAUUCAACCGCAAA
This is a messenger RNA of Oncorhynchus nerka (sockeye salmon), 3123 nucleotides long. RefSeq lists its product as uncharacterized. NCBI's taxonomy places the organism in Eukaryota, Metazoa, Chordata, Actinopteri, Salmoniformes, Salmonidae. The record is from RefSeq and is a predicted model, not a curated record. The coding region runs from base 221 to 835 and encodes 204 amino acids. The transcript has 5 exons.